Messenger RNA from Gekko japonicus, 1689 nucleotides. It is a transcript of the gene ELP2, whose product is annotated as elongator acetyltransferase complex subunit 2. Gene Ontology annotation, cellular component: elongator holoenzyme complex. Lineage: Eukaryota; Metazoa; Chordata; Lepidosauria; Squamata; Gekkonidae. Gene Ontology annotation, molecular function: protein binding. The record is from RefSeq and is a predicted model, not a curated record. The transcript has 16 exons. The coding region runs from base 1 to 1689 and encodes 562 amino acids. Gene Ontology annotation, biological process: tRNA wobble uridine modification.
AUGGCGGCGCGCUUCGAGCUGAGCCACGCCGCCUGCGGCGCCAACCGGGCCGGGGCCGGGGCGGUGGCCUGGGGGCGGGGCGGGCUGGUGGCCUUCGGCUCCUGCCGCUCCGUGGUCCUCUACGACCCGCAGAAAAGAAAAGUAGUUGGUACAUUGAAUGGUCACACUGGGAGAGUAAAUUGUGUUCAAUGGAUUUACAGAAACAACGGCUGUCAAGAGACAGAAUUGAUUUCUGGAGGAUCUGACAAAUGUCUUAUUCUCUGGGAAACACGAAGCGGGGAGCUUGUAAACAACACUCGCCUUGAAGGCCACACAGAAGCAGUUUGCGCUUUAGAUGUUGUUUCCUUGGCGAAUGAGUCUUCUGCAGAGUCAACUUUACUUGUAGCUUCUGCUGGUUCUGACUCUACAGUACGAAUCUGGUCAAGGCAUGGAAUGGAAGUGGAAUGCCUUCAGACCCUGCAGUUUGGCCAUGGAUUUGUUCUGGAUGUUUCUUUGUCCUUGCUGCCGGGCAGUGACGUGCCAAUCCUGGCCUGUGGGGGUGACGACUGCCGAAUUCAUCUGUACACCCAGCAGGAUGGGCAGUUUCAGAAACAGUUGGUACUCCGGGGGCAUGAAGACUGGAUAAGAGGGGUCGAGUGGGCAGUUUGUGAUGGCGAUCUCUUCUUGGCAAGCUGUGCUCAGGAUUGCCUGAUAAGAAUCUGGAAGAUUCAUGCAACUUCGCCACCACUUCUGGAAACUGGAGAAGAUAAUGCUAUUGGGCUGAAGGAGAACAUUUUCACUAUGAAAGAUAAUGGAGGUAUGGACACCUCCUUUGCUGUGACGUUGGAUUCUGUGUUAGCUGGACAUGAAAACUGGGUCUAUGCAGUUCAUUGGCAGCCUUCGUUUGUCACAGAUGACAGGAGAGAACAGCCAAUGAGAUUGCUUUCUGCUUCGAUGGACAAAACCGUCAUCCUGUGGGCUCCAGAUGAAGAAUCUGGGGUGUGGUUAGAACAGGUCCGAGUUGGAGAAGUGGGGGGAAAUACGCUGGGUUUUUUUGACUGUUGCUUCAGCCCAGAUGGCACAAUGGUUCUCGCUCAUGCUUUUCAUGGAGCCCUGCAUCUUUGGAAACAGACGUCUGUGAACAAGCGAGAGUGGACUCCAGAAGUGGUGAUUACAGGGCAUUUCAGUAGUGUACAAGACGUGAGCUGGGACCCAGAGGGAGAAUUUGUCAUUACUGUUGGUUCUGAUCAAACAACAAGAAUCUUUGCUCCGUGGAAAAGAGGGAACCAACCAGAGGUAACGUGGCAUGAAGUGGCAAGGCCUCAGAUCCACGGGUAUGACAUGCAGUGCUUAGCCAUGAUUGGGCGAUUUCAGUUUGUCUCUGGAGCCGAUGAGAAAGUACUUCGAGUGUUUACUGCGCCUAGAAAUUUUAUGGAAAACUUCAGCAGCAUUUCUGGUGUCUCUCUGGAGAAGCUGUAUUUUGGUCAAAUGAUUGAUCUUGCAGAAGGUGCCACUGUUCCAGCCUUGGGCUUGUCCAAUAAAGCUGUCUUUCAAGAGGACACAGCAGUUCAGACGACGGAAGAGGAGGAAAAUGUGAAUCCUUCCAGUCAGUAUUGUGAGAAUUACUUUCAGCCACGUAGCCUUACAGAACCUCCCACGGAAGAUCAUCUCUUGCAGAACACGCUAUGGCCUGAAGUCCAAAAACUGUAA